UUAAGAGAGGGCAAGAGACGCAUUAGUCUUCUCUCCUCGGCUCUGCAGUUUUCGCUUCUCUUUUCUCGUAGGCAGUGGGCACAGAAGCUAAGACUUUACCCUUCUAACUUCCAAAGUCGGAACCCUUAAGGUAGACGGAGCCCGAGUUUUCUGUGAGAUCUCUGCAAUCUUAGCCAUGGCUACUCCUACGACAAGGGUCUUAUCGCAGAAAGAAGCCGACGUUCAAAUGAUGUUGGCUGCCGACGUCCACCUAGGAACCAAGAAUUGCGAUUUUCAGAUGGAACGUUAUGUCUUCAAGAGAAGAACUGAUGGUAUCUUUAUUAUUAAUCUGGGAAAAACUUGGGAGAAGCUGCAAUUGGCUGCUAGGGUAAUUACAGCCAUAGAGAACCCUCAGGACAUCAUUGUCCAAUCUGCAAGGCCCUAUGGCCAGAGGGCUGUUUUGAAGUUUGCACAGUACAUAGGUGCUCAUCCAAUUGCUGGUAGACAUACUCCUGGGACGUUCACUAACCAGCUCCAAACGUCCUUUAGUGAGCCUCGGCUACUGAUCCUUACUGAUCCCAGAACAGAUCACCAGCCAAUUAAGGAAGCUGCUCUUGGUAACAUUCCAACCAUUGCUUUCUGUGAUACUGACUCUCCCAUGGGCUAUGUUGACAUUGGGAUCCCUGCCAAUAACAAGGGGAAGCACAGUAUUGGAUGCCUAUUCUGGUUGUUAGCACGGAUGGUUCUGCAGAUGCGGGGCACCAUUCUUCCUGGGCAGAAAUGGGAUGUGAUGGUGGAUCUAUUUUUCUAUAGGGAUCCUGAGGAGGCCAAGGAACAAGAAGAGGAUGAGGUUGUUGCAGCUCCCGAUUAUGGAGUUUCAGAUUACACGGUUGGUACCCUUGGUCUUCAGGGCGACCAAUGGCCUGCCCAAAUGGCAGAUGCCCAGUGGACCCCUGAAUUGGCAGCUGCUGGUGGUGCCAUUCCUGCAGGUGCAAAUGUUGACUUGACUCAAACUCCAGUUUUGUCAGGGGACGGAUGGGAUGUUGCAGCCGCACCACCUCCCAUGGCAGCAGUGACUGGAGUGACUGGAGUGACUGGAGUGACUGGAGUUGAUAAUGUUUCUGCCGGUGGCUGGGAUGCUUAGAAGAGCUUACAAUUUUGCGGAUCUGAAAACCUCUUUUUUUAUUUUUGAUGUUCUUUCGUUUUUCUUUGGGUAAGGAGGGGUUGGAUCAUUUGAGAUUGGUUCUUUUUGUUUUUGUCUUUAAUUUUUACCCGGAAUGAAGAUUUUGGAGCUCAUCUUAUUUUAACGGUUCUUAGCUUAGCUAUAUUUGCUUUUCUGUUAUUGUUGUACCCAAAGACGAUUUUGAUUGUUUGCGGAAAGGAGGAUUCUGUUGGUUGAUGGGGACAUCGAUUCCCUUCGCAA
Messenger RNA from Macadamia integrifolia, 1402 nucleotides. RefSeq names its product 40S ribosomal protein Sa-2-like. Lineage: Eukaryota; Viridiplantae; Streptophyta; Magnoliopsida; Proteales; Proteaceae. The record is from RefSeq and is a predicted model, not a curated record. Gene Ontology annotation, biological process: ribosomal small subunit assembly; cytoplasmic translation. The coding region runs from base 176 to 1123 and encodes 315 amino acids. Gene Ontology annotation, molecular function: structural constituent of ribosome. The transcript has 5 exons. Gene Ontology annotation, cellular component: 90S preribosome; cytosolic small ribosomal subunit; ribosome.